Molecule: messenger RNA, 3264 nt
Organism: Dermochelys coriacea (leatherback sea turtle)
Lineage: Eukaryota; Metazoa; Chordata; Testudines; Dermochelyidae
Exons: 2
Coding region: 1-1875 (624 amino acids)
Cellular component (GO): cytoplasm
Source: RefSeq, a predicted model, not a curated record
AUGAAGGAGCUGAAAGCAGCAGCACCAGCCAAACAAGACAUUUUAAGGGACUACCUAGCAUACUAUGGCACGAAGUGGUGGGAAGGAAAACUUUUGAUCUGCAACGAGACAACGAUAAAAGCAAAAGCUAAACACUUCCUGGAGUCUGGUGCCUGCCCUGCUGAGAGAUUUAGCAGGUUUGGCUUCUACAGCAUUGCAGAGAAUUGUUUAAAGAUGAAAAAGCAACAAGGAGGCAAUGUUUUCAAAAGCCUCAUCCAAGCUUUCGAAUUCCUAGAGCUGCUCUGCAUCAACCUGUUCCUCUCUCCUUGGAGAAAAGAAAUAAAGUCGCUGAAGACGUUUACAGGUAAUUUUGUCUACUUUGUUCAAUCAGUGCUCCCAGAGAAUGUAGUAAAAACAAUACUGGAGAAAAUAGGUUACAUUGCAACAACAGCAACAGAGUAUUCACUUGUUAGAAAGAUAAAUGAGGAGGAAACAAAAGAGACUGCAUUUGAAAUAUUUCUUGCAAGAAUCGAGUGUGAAACCAUCCUUGAAAUGAUAAACGAAGUGCAACCCAGUGAUUUGGGGGAUAUUCUACAGAGGAGAGCACAAAUGCAUUGGUAUCAUGAAGAGAACAAGGACAGAGAGAGUCAACCCUUCCAGAGAGAGGACCCUGAAAAUCUGGGAAACAAAGAAAAUAAUGAGAUUUCUUCAUGCCUUGGCACUCAACAGAAGUCCUCAACAAAGAGUGAGAAAUCCUUUGAAACUGCUGGAAAUAUUAAGAUCAAAGAUGAAUCCCAUUUUAAACCUGCUGCUGCUAUGCCUCAGUUACCAUCUACUCAGUCCACUAGCAGGCUUCAAGCACACCAAAGGCAAGUCAGUGAGUCGGCACACUCUCAUGGCAAAUGCUCAGAUAGCGAAGACUUCUUGAACAAAUACAGUGACAUUGUCAUAGGACAAAAGCCUAUCUUCAGUGAGAAUUCUUCUCAGAAAGCGUUCGAAGAGAAGCUAAGAGGCGAUCAGAGUGAAGAAUGCGUUUUGGUGAUCUCAACACCGUUGACAGCAAACGAAGCUGGACCCAAACCACUCUCACCAGGUGCAAGCGGCCCACAAGCCUUUGCAAUAUUUACUGACACUACUCCUGAAAGCAGAAAUGCCCUUGAUAAAUACAGAGCCCAAGAGGUCCCUGAAGAAACCAUCGAAGCAAAAAUCAGUGAUGCCAUGAAUUGCAUAGGCAACCCCACAAAUCCUGCAGAUCAACCCCAGGAGCUGAAGCCCCUGUCCCAUGGUAAUACAGUUGUUACAGAAUGUAAUUUAACCAGAGAAGACAAAGUUUGUGAAGUGUCUUUAUCUUUUAGCAAACUAAAAAUCCAGGAAGCCAGUGAUGAAGAGCUUAUGUAUCCAAUAGAGGAAACUGCACAGCCUGAGUGUAUAAUGAACGUAAAUAUAAGUGAUAAAGACUCCAGAGAAUGCAAUCACUCCAAGAUGAAAUAUACAUAUCCAGCUAGGGUUCAGACAACAAAUAAAGCAUCUUUCAGUGUUGGUCAGUCUUCCUCAAACCUACUUGGUAAUGCCAGUGGGGGCCCCGAGUGUCCUACCACUGGCUCAGAUAACAAGAGACUAUUAAUGGAUGUGCCUGGUACACAUGCAACUUCAGAGGGUUUCAGACACAUCAGAGAGCCACCUAAUCUCACUUACAUCCCUCCCAGAAGUAUUUAUGUUCCACCUUCAGGCCAUAGCACCACCACUGUGAAUUGUAGGAAGAGCCACUUACAGCCUGAAGGAGGCUUGCUUGAGUCCUCUUCAUCUACAGACAAAGGAAAGUUUGAGACUCACACUUCAAACGUGAAUGAAACUAACCAAGAGGACUAUGUAUUUAUCAUCAAGGAUGAUGAAUAAGGAAUGCCAGGCCCAUAUGAUUCUGCCAAUGCCUUUCACUGUUGGUCUACAACAUACAUGUAUUUCCAGGCUGGUCUUGGUCCUCUCUUGAGCAAAGAUUUGUCAUACCAAAGCACGUGCUGCAUUUGGAUAGUGAAGAAAGGGUCCAUUAGAGUCUGCUCUAUUUGUCUUCAGUGAUCACACUGAUACUCAGAUGCUCAGACUUGAAUGCUCACCUGUCUUUAAUUUGUGUAUUAAAAAUGAGGAUAAAUUCACAAAUGUAUUUGAUAUGAUGUAUAAGUUAGACACCAGGGCCUGCUGUAUUUGGUUUCUGACAGAUUUUUCAAAUGCAUAUACUGCCAUUUUUUCCUCUUUCUCUCUCAAACAAGUUAUUCUUGCAGCAAGGCAGCAAAUUUACCUCAAAGAAUGAAAUAAAGUCUAAAAUGUUGUGCAAUGGGAAAAAUAGAUAAAUGUUUCCAAAUUAAGAUUCACUGUUUAUAGCCUCUCUCGUGCCACAUUAAAAUUAUGUUUGAAGCUCAUCUCCAGUUGCUCAUAACAUUUCAAUGAAGUUAACUUUUGAGAUAAUAUUCCUUUUGCUUGUUCUCAGUCCUAAAAUUGAUUUAGAAAGUUUGGUAAAAUUCUGUUUAGACAUUCAGAAAAAAAAACACCAGAGGUAAAACACACUCUGGUAAGACAUUGCUAGAUGUAUUUUUGCAUUAGAAUAAUCCUGCGGGUCUUCUAAAUAUACUUGAUUCUAUACAAUUAUAGGUUUUGAUACUUGCCUCUGUUUGCUACCACCAAAAAAUUUGUUUUGUCUUAGGCCCCAGUUCUGAAAUUCGACUCUCACACAAACCCUUAUAUCUGUACAAAAUUCUGUUGAACUCAGUGGUGCUUAGCGCAGGAAAGGAGACUUUCCUCAUGAAUCAGAUGGCUGGCUUGGGGCCUUAAUGAAGACUAGUGCCUUUAACUAAUAUGACAAAAAUUAUUAUUAAUGAAGUUAUAACCAUUUGAAAACUACAUGCUUCUAUUGCACUAUACAUUGUUUCUACUAACUUUUUAGCAAUAUAAUGAAGCUCCAUACUCCAGAUAUACUCCCAUGUACAGAUACACCAAAAUUUUCAACAAUACAUGCUAAAGUUAGAACUAAAGGUAGGCUCCUAAAUAAGUAGCCUGAGUGCUAACCAGCCACUGACUUCAAUGGGAGUUGGUUUUGGUCACUUAUUCAGGAGCCCUCUAUUGUCUAACUUAAGCAUUCAAAAAUCAUGAGUCAGGCCCAUACGAAUUAUGGAAUUUUUUGGUAUAUAUGUUUCAAUUUCUUGCCUUGUCUUCUCGGUUUUGAUUCCUUAGGGUUCACAUUUUCAAUUUUUUCUCCAUGAGGGCUAGAAACACACUUUAAACACCAUUUCCCCC